Messenger RNA from Rubroshorea leprosula, 1725 nucleotides. The record is from the annotation of a GenBank genome assembly. NCBI's taxonomy places the organism in Eukaryota, Viridiplantae, Streptophyta, Magnoliopsida, Malvales, Dipterocarpaceae.
AGAGAGAAUCUAGAGAGAGAGAAAAAAAAAAAAACCAGGAAAAUCAGGUACAGUAGAGAGAGAAAGUAGUGUACAGGAGGAGCGUACUGCGAGCCAUUAAUGGCGGAAGGAGGUAGUAAUAAAAAGGAGAGGAAGAGCGAGGAGAGCGUCAAGCUCUUUGUAGGUCAAGUGCCCAAGAACAUGACCGAACCUCAACUCCUCGCAAUGUUCAAGGAGUUCGCCUUAGUGGACGAGGUCAACAUAAUCAAGGAUAAGAACACUCGUGCCUCUAGAGGUUGUUGCUUUGUGAUAUGUCCGUCGAGGCAGGAGGCGGAUAAAGCGGUCAAUGCCUGUCAUAAUAAGAAGACGCUGCAAGGGGCAUCGAGUCCAUUGCAAGUAAAGUAUGCAGAUGGCGAGUUAGAAAGAUUAGAACACAAACUAUUUGUUGGUAUGCUGCCAAAGAAUAUCUCUGAAGCUGAAGUUCACACUUUAUUCUCUACAUAUGGAACUAUAAAGGAGCUACAGAUUCUAAGAGGUUCUCAGCAAACAAGCAAAGGCUGUGCUUUUUUGAAGUAUGAGACUAAAGAACAAGCUCUUGCUGCCUUGGAGGCCAUCAAUGGAAAGCACAAGAUGGAGGGAUCAAGCAUUCCUUUGGUUGUCAAAUGGGCAGACACAGAAAAAGAAAGACAAGCUCGCAGGGCACAAAAAGUGCAAUCCCAAGCAUCUAAUAUGCCUAACAGUGAUUCACAACACCACUCAUUAUUUGGAGCCUUGCCUAUGGGUUACGUUCCCUCAUAUAAUGGAUAUGGAUAUCAAGCUCCAGGGAGUUAUGGACUUAUGCAAUACCGCUUGCCACCACUGCAGAAUCAGCAUGCAUUUCAUAAUAUGAUCCCUCAACUAAACCAAGGAAGUGCAUUGCGUGGGAUUACACAUGACCUUGCUGCUAAUAUGGGACCUAGAAGUUAUGCUAUGCCUCCUGCAAGUUACGUAGGCUCUGCUUAUCCUGCCGUGCCAGGCCUUCAGUAUCCCAUGACAUAUCCUGGAGGGAUGAUGGGUCAUCGGCCAUUGAGUUCCCCAGGUUCAGUGGCACCACCAAAUGCAAAUAGUAGUUCUUCAGUGUCUCCAAGUGCUGGUUCAAUUUCGGGGAGUCAGGUUGAAGGUCCACUAGGUGCAAACCUAUUCAUAUAUCACAUACCUCAAGAAUUUGGGGAUCAAGAAUUGGCCAAUGCUUUUCAAUCAUUUGGUAGGGUCUUAAGUGCGAAGGUUUUUGUCGACAAGGCAACAGGUGUCAGCAAAUGUUUUGGUUUUGUAAGUUAUGACUCUCCCACGGCUGCUCAAACCGCCAUAAGUAUGAUGAAUGGAUUCCAAUUAGGUGGUAAGAAACUGAAGGUUCAGCUUAAGAGAGACAACAAACAGAAUAAACCUUAUUGAUUGGGAGUUGAGUAAAUCUUGGAAGGAGGCAGAAAAUGCUUGCCACAUGCACUCACAUGCAACCUGGACAUAACAAGUGACCACAUCUCAGCAGUUUGGGUGGAUCAGGAUAAUCUCUUCUUAUAUCAUUCCAUCCCACUUGUAAUUGCCUCAUGGGAUUGAAAUUCCACGAACUUGUAAUUCAUGGUGCACACAGACACAAUGCCUACACAUUUGUAUUCUAUGUAUCAUUGAAGUUCAUUUAUUGAUUCUUCCUCAAAAAUAUCUAUCGGUGGUAUAAUUUCUUGGAAACAUUCAUAAAUUUGAUGUUCCCCA